Colletotrichum godetiae is the source of this 688-nucleotide messenger RNA. RefSeq lists its product as uncharacterized. The record is from RefSeq and is a predicted model, not a curated record. The transcript has a single exon. The coding region runs from base 313 to 549 and encodes 78 amino acids. Lineage: Eukaryota; Fungi; Ascomycota; Sordariomycetes; Glomerellales; Glomerellaceae.
CCGGCCGCCACGGCGUUAAAUACAACAACAACAACAACAACCUAUACCUAUCGCAACAAGUGCAUAGAACAUCGGGAUUGCUGAAAUUGAUGGUGAAAUAGCGAUGAGAAGUCUAGUCCCAAACGGCCGCGCUCGCCAAAGUUCAGUCUCUCGGAUUGUUUCCAAGCCUUGGUCGUUUCUUGUAGCGACCAACAAGUAUUUACAGGCGGAGCCUACCUUAUCACCCUUAACUUUUGGAAGGGCUGUUUCAUUACGGCCUAUCACUACAACAUUGUCGCCAAUUUAGUUCUUCUUACCUGCGCAACUCAUCUAAUGUCGGUGGUUAUAUCCAAAGACUAUUGGAAAAGGCCCUUGCUGGCGGUGCUGCGGGUUUUCUUCAUCACCGCCGUAUUCAUCAUGACCGGGCUCCUCCUGUCGAACCAGAAUGUUAGCAAAGACAUUCCAUUCCCGACGAAGGUGCCUCCAAAGAACCAAACGGACAGUCUACUAUUUCUACAGGCAGCGUGCUUUCAAAAGGGAACGACGUGGACCAGCUCACGUAUACCCUGAUCGACUCAGUAAGGAACGGCACAGCUGCUACAAGGACGUUUCUAUAUAGUACGCCCGGAAACUACAUACAAGGCUGGAAUCUCUAUCUCGUGAUUCUCGCAUGGUAUGCAAUCUCCAUACUAGCAGAGCUGGGCCGAUG